AGUGCCUUCUCUCGUCUUCCUCCACCCUUCUCCCCCCGCCUCUGCCGCGGCGCAGGCUGGCGGCUGCUGCAGCGCCCCGCCGUUGGCGUUCACCUCACCGCAGCACCUGCCGCCACCGCCGCCUGAGGGGCUCGGGCCCCCCGCUGACGCCGGCCCUUCCGCGAGCUCUGCCCGAGCCAUGCUGUUCCUGGCGGCCGCUUUCAUCGUGGCCUUCGUCCUCCUCCUGUACAUGGUGUCGCCGCUCAUCAGCCCCAAGCCUCUCAAGCUGCCCGGCGCUCACGUCGUGGUAACUGGAGGCUCCAGCGGAAUUGGAAAAUGUAUUGCUAUUGAAUGUUACAAGCAAGGUGCUUUCAUAACACUGAUUGCAAGGGAUGAGAACAAGCUGCUGCAGACAAAGAAGGAAAUAGAAAAGUAUUCUGUUAAUGACAAGCAGGUUGUACUCUGUAUUUCUGUUGAUGUAUCUAAAGACUAUGAACAGGUGGAGAAUGUUCUAAAACAGGCUCAGGAGAAGCUUGGACCAGUGGACAUGCUUGUAAACUGUGCAGGAACAUCAGUUACAGGAAAAUUUGAGGAUAUUGAAGUGAAUUGUUUUGAAAGAUUAAUGGCAGUCAAUUAUCUGGGUAGCGUUUACCCGAGUCGAGCAGUAAUUGCUACCAUGAAGGAACGAAGAAUGGGGAGGAUUGUGUUUGUAUCAUCUCAGGCUGGACAAUUGGGCCUCUUUGGUUAUACAGCUUAUUCUCCAACAAAGUUUGCUCUUCGAGGGUUGGCUGAAGCCCUGCAAAUGGAGGUAAAACCUUAUAAUAUCUAUGUAACGGUGGCCUAUCCUCCAGAUACUGACACACCUGGCUUUGCAGAAGAAAGUAAAACAAAGCCCUUAGAGACAAAGCUGAUUUCUGAAACUUCAUCUGUUUGUCAAGCAGAACAAGUCGCCAGAGUUAUCGUCAAAGAUGCCAUACAAGGGAACUUUAACAGCUCAGUUGGAUCAGAUGGUUACAUGUUAUCUAUAUUGACAAGUGGAAUGUCACCAGUCACUUCUAUUACUGAAGGUCUUCAGCAGGUUGUUUGCAUGGGCAUUUUUCGCAUCGUUGGCUUAUUUUACCUAGGAAGUUUUGACAGCAUAGUGCGUCGCUGCAUGAUGCAAAGGGAAAAAUCUGAAAGUGCAGAUAAAACUGAGUAAUCUUUACUUUGAAUUGAAAGAAGAAUGUCAAACAGCCCUGGACAGCUUGCUGCUUAAGUGGGACUCAGUUUUUCUCCUGAAGGAUUUAGACUGGAAGUAAUUGCGUAUGUGACAGAUGAGUCCCCUCAAAAGCUAUGAAAGAAAACAGAAGUACAACUCCAGAAAAUGCCAAACUAUGCAAAAGUGUGAAUGAGGAUUAGAUUAUUUUUUGGGGGUGAUCUGAGAUGGAGAGAAUCUGGGAAACUUGUGAUUCUGCAGAGUAGAAUUUCAGAACGUACUGUGUGCGGUAAUUCUGGACAGAUGCUUAAGUUUUCUCACUUUGUGCUAAUGGACAAAAUAAGUACCAUGACAGACUGGGCUGAAGUUAAAUUGAAGUCCCCUGAGCAAGUUGGUACGUUUUGCUAACGUUCUGGGACUGUUUUUAAUUUAGAAUGUUAACUUUUCCUUUGGCCAGUCUACAGGUCCUUCUGUCAAUGACAGCUUUCCUUAUUCUAGUCAACAUGCAACUGUGGAAACCUUAAAAUGGCAGAACCAUUUGUAUGAUCCAAGCUUUCUCAGUCUGGGAGUAAUUAAAAAGUAUGGUUUAAUAUAUGCAUACUUUCUAAAGGGAGAUGAAGAACCCAUUCCCACAGAGAAAUGCUAGGAGAUGUGGUCGGGUCUGUAACUAUUCUGGCCUUUGGUGUAUGUUGUGAACAAAAAAAAAAUCAAACCAGUAUCAAGUGUGUUGAUUAUGACUUUAAGCAUUUUAAGCCAUUGAAAUAAUGUACAAUUUUUACAGAUACUUAUCUGUACUUUCCUAUCUACCAGUUUUUGCUCUGGAAAGGAAAGUAGCGUAGUGCUACUGUUAUGCACAUUAUUUUUCAAAGCUGCAAAUGAUGAGCCAAACUAGUAGUUGAUGAUAGAUUCAAUUGUAAUUAAAAUGCCAGGCUCUUCCAGUAGCAGGAAUGUAGCUUUGGGGUGGAGGGGGAGGGCUGUGUAUCAGAACGGCAUUCCACAUUCAUUUUGUCAUUACACAGAAAAACUUUUGCAUGGCAAGAAAUCAUUUAAAAUACUCUCCUUCUAUGCCUCAGUUCUGGUUUGUUUCAUUUACAGUAUAUGAAACAAGGCUGCUCAGUAACUGCUUCAGAAUACACAGAACCCCGUGGUUGUUGCUGAUAAAUCUUAACACUGAAAAAACUUGAUGCAUAACAAUGUUUUAAGGGUGCACUAUAUAUACUGUUUAUUUAAUGGACCACUGUAGCAAGUGCCUUGUGAGCUGCUUUUCUUUCAAAAGCUGCAUAUUUUGUAUUUGUUAGCACUGCUGUGCUUUCAAUGUCAUAUUUUUCAUUUUCAGUCAGUACUCUGAAUCUAAAAUUACUCAUAAAUUUUACUUGAAAGUAGUAUUUAACAACCAAAUGGGAAAAAAUGUUUGCUUUUGUUAAGAUACUCUCUACAUCUUCUUCAGAAGAGUUACUCAAGCUGAGAUGAAAAAUAAUAGUUGGUUAACUGGAAAACCUUUAAUAUGUAAUUUAUUGUGGCUGUUUAUUUUCUGUCUUUGAAUUUGGUUGAUCACUUUUCAAUUUUUCUUCACAUAGACCAAACUUGCUUUAAUAUCUGGUUUACAAACAUAUUUUUGGGGGAGGGUCACAUUGGCACUCUCAUUUUAAGUGGUUAGACUUUAGUUGAGGCAUUGUUGAAUUCAUCACAAAGUCGGUGUUUUAGGUCCUGCCUCUUGAUUUUGUUAAGACACGUGAAGCUGUGGAUGCCUGUGUUAUACUAGUUCUGAGAAUAGGGCAUAUUCCUGCAUUUUUAAACAGCUGGGCUUCAAUACAAAGAAAUCUAGUGUGCAUAUGUUUCCUGUGCUGCUUAAUGUGAAUGACAUAAUGGAGCAUUUAUCACACAUCCAUUGUCAACAUUGCCGUGUUUCUUAAAGCAACAGACCAAUGCUAUCUGGACCCUAUUAAUUGUGUUAAUUCUUAUUUUGAUGAAAAUCAAAUAUUCUUUGCCACCUGCAGGAGAUACUAAGAUGGGUAAAUCAGUUGUGCUGUAAUUUGAAAGAAAUGUUUAUGUAAAUUACUUGACAGCAACGCAAGCUGGAAGGUCAGGACUUACAACCAGUAAGACUUUGGAUACUUGAAUUUUUGGAUCUUCAGCUUGGAGUGUUAAAGAGUUUGCAUUUAAGAAAUAUAAUCCAGAAUGUCAGAGCACACACGAGACACUAUGGCAGCUGGGUCUCUUUAAAAUAUUUCAGGUUGGAUAUCACUAGUCACUGUUUCUUGACCAGAGAGUCCUCCCAGUCAUGACUGAUAAAAUUUCAACUCAAGUCUCUGUGAAGGAGGAAUAAGAAUUCUGUGUGAAAAUUAUGGCACUGAUGUGUAGACACUUCAGCUCACAUCUUGCAUAGUGUAAGUGGUUGUAUUGACAAUAAAACUGUAGGUUGAACUCCUCAGCAACUGUGCAGAUUGGAACAAGGCAAGUUUUUGAAGGAAUAAGUGAAGAAUCAUCUUCUAAAAUGCUCUAUUUUCUGCUGUUGCAAGUUAAUGCAGUUAAUUUUAACUGAUAAACUUUUCAACUGUUUUAUUGUCAAAACAUAGUGAAUUGUCAACAACAGCCUUUGGUGUAAAUUUUGUUUUCUUAUGCACAUUCUUUAUCAAUAUACUCAUUUUAAGGUCCAAUAUUAAGUGAAGGAGAUGCCUUGUCACCUUGUGGAAAAAUGUUUAGCAGCUGAAAAACUAUUUUGCCAGUUUAAAUGUUACGAAACCUCUGAAUUGAAAUGUCUUAGCAAUGUAUUAGAUCCGUGAAGAACUUCAAAUAGGCUUUAUUACUUUUUGUCAUAUUGGCAGUAAUUUAAUCACUUGUGCCAUAUCAGUCACUGUCUUGUCUGUUGUUUUCUUGGUCAAUCUCUUAGAUUCACUUUAGGCUUUUUGACAGUCUUUUCCAUUCCAUGUAGUUUCUAAUGACUGUCUGCUUUAAAAUACAGAUUCAUUGUAUCUUUUCAUAUAGUUUAUUUCACCAAGGUGUUCUUGUGCAAUUUGAAUAGAUCUAAUAUUUUACUAAGAAAUAAAGAUAUAGGUAAAUAAACUUUAUUUGCUGUGAAGAACUCUAGGCACUUUUAAAUCGUAAAAAUAUAUAGCAUUAUUUGUAAAAAGAAACUUUGUGCUUAUUGCUUCAUCAUUUUUGUGCCAGAACUGUAAACUAGUUUUCAUAUUUUAUAUUUCUCGAAAUAAAUGGAGAAUCAACAAA
This is a messenger RNA of Melopsittacus undulatus (budgerigar), 4399 nucleotides long. It is a transcript of the gene KDSR, whose product is annotated as 3-ketodihydrosphingosine reductase. Lineage: Eukaryota; Metazoa; Chordata; Aves; Psittaciformes; Psittaculidae. Gene Ontology annotation, cellular component: endoplasmic reticulum membrane. Bases 179 to 1177 code for a protein of 332 amino acids. Gene Ontology annotation, biological process: sphingolipid biosynthetic process. The record is from RefSeq and is a predicted model, not a curated record. Gene Ontology annotation, molecular function: 3-dehydrosphinganine reductase activity. The transcript is spliced from 10 exons.